Messenger RNA from Epinephelus lanceolatus (giant grouper), 1545 nucleotides. The record is from RefSeq and is a predicted model, not a curated record. NCBI's taxonomy places the organism in Eukaryota, Metazoa, Chordata, Actinopteri, Perciformes, Serranidae.
GGCCUAUGACAUCAUUUGUGGAGAUAUAUAUGUCUGUGUGUAUUGCAUAUGUGUAUAUAUUAUGGUACUUGUUAGGGAAAGCUAAUUAACAUGCUAACGGCCAGAGGGAGGCAAACCCGAUAACGAGAAGAUAUUCUGGGUAAGUUGAACUGGCUUCGUAGUACAGGGCUCCAAUGGACCAAAGAAAACUACAAACACAUUCAGUAGUUCGCGUAACUUACCAUAAAAGAGAGCCACCUUCAUAGGAUUGAAAGCCCUGGCUUUGGACUCAAGAUACCUCAUCGACUCAUUCAUCUUGCUUCGUGGUACACCCCUCUGAUAGCUGCUGGAACUGAUGCAAAAUAGGACACUUGGUGGCAACAUCUGGCAGAAACCAAAAAGCUGUGUGUCCUGGGUCGACAGAGGGUCCAGACCCGUCUCUGGCAUAUCGGCCAAAUUUGGAGAAGAAUGCAACCAAAGAGAAAGAAGACUACAGAAACUUUGAGAGUGGAAGUCUAAUUGACCGUGUGUUCAAAACAUACGACCUGAUGCACACCAAUCAGACGCUAAAGUAUGUGAAACAAAAGCAUUCUGAAUGGAGCGGCUGCAACCACACUCAGAUGACCAUGAUGGACGCAAUCAUGUCUCUAGACCAGCUGGUGGACGAGUCCGAUCCUGAUGUGGACUUCCCCAACUCCUUCCACGCCUUCCAGACGGCUGAGGGCAUCCGCCAAGCACACCCAGACAAAGACUGGUUCCAGUUGGUGGGUCUGAUCCAUGAUGUUGGGAAGAUGAUGGCUCUUUGGGACGAACCCCAGUGGGCUGUAGUGGGUGACACCUUCCCAGUGGGUUGCAAGUUUCAAAACUCCAUUGUGUUCAGAGACAACACCUUCCUGAAUAAUCCAGAUGAUAAAAACCCCAGCUACAACACUGAGUACGGCAUCUAUGAAUCAAACUGUGGGCUUGACAAAGUCUUCAUGUCCUGGGGUCAUGAUGAGUAUCUCUACAGAGUCAUGAAGUUCAACAACAGCUCCAUCCCAGAGGAGGGCUUGUACAUGAUACGCUUCCACUCAUUCUACCCCUGGCACUCCCACGAUGACUACAUGCACCUGUGUAAUGACAAAGACCUGCGCAUGCUGCCCUGGGUCCGAGAGUUCAACAAAUUUGACCUGUACACAAAGACCUCCGAGCUGCCUGACGUCGACAAGCUGAAGCCGUACUACCAGUCUCUCAUCGACAAGUACUGUCCUGGAAUACUGAAGUGGUGAAACAGACACUGAAUUCAGCAGCAACACUAUAAAGACACAGAGUGAUUACAUGAUGUUGAGUACCUCAGAAUGAUUUGUGUUGGUGCUUUAUAAUAACACUAAAGCUGAAUUUACUAUCUCCUGUACGCACAUAUUACUUAUUAUACUGAUUGUAUACUGACAUUUCAAGCUAUCAAAACAACAUAUGAAUCAUGAUUGUUACACCUUUUCAGAUAAGAAUUGACAGAGAAGCAUUUCUAUUUUAUUGUACUUUAAUAUGUGAUUUUAAAAAAACAUUUAAAAAAAUUUCUACACCAAA